Messenger RNA from Jatropha curcas, 584 nucleotides. RefSeq names its product NADH dehydrogenase ubiquinone 1 beta subcomplex subunit. Gene Ontology annotation, cellular component: mitochondrial inner membrane; respiratory chain complex I. NCBI's taxonomy places the organism in Eukaryota, Viridiplantae, Streptophyta, Magnoliopsida, Malpighiales, Euphorbiaceae. The record is from RefSeq and is a predicted model, not a curated record.
GUACUUGGGCUACGAUAGAAGCAAGGACGGGAUCAAGUGCAGAACAUACAGAAACUAGUUCGUCAAACAGCAGCUACCUCGCACCCCGAUCGGAUAUUUCUGAAUUCGGAAUUCUAGCAAGAGAUACAGAGGGAUAUGGCAGGAGGACAUGAACAUGGCUACAGUUACAAAGGAGUCACUAUACAUCAGCCAAAGCGAUGGCAUACAGUCACCGGAAAGGGCUUAUGUGCCAUCAUGUGGUUUUGGGUAUUUUACAGAGCUAAGCAAGAUGGUCCUGUAGUAUUGGGUUGGAGGCAUCCUUGGGAGGGUCAUGAUGACCAUGGACAUGGACACUAGACAAUGCACGGAAAAGCCAAUGAUGAAAGCAUAAAUGUUAUUGGUGGCUGGGCGUAGGUACCAAAUGUUAUCUAGGCAGCUUUGUUUAGCUUCUUGUAUUCAAUAAUGUCAACAAGAGAUUAUAGUGGGCAUAAUUUGAUGAACUCAGCUGUUUUUCGACAUGUUAAAUUGUGAACAUGGAUUUGACUUUGCGUGUGUAAUUGUCUCUACAUUUUCCAGUUCUAAUUUUUCUCGUUAUGCAACUUAAA